Cryptococcus deneoformans JEC21 is the source of this 1169-nucleotide messenger RNA. Its product is annotated as diphthine synthase, putative. The record is from RefSeq and is a predicted model, not a curated record. Gene Ontology annotation, biological process: protein histidyl modification to diphthamide. Gene Ontology annotation, molecular function: diphthine synthase activity. Lineage: Eukaryota; Fungi; Basidiomycota; Tremellomycetes; Tremellales; Cryptococcaceae. The transcript has 4 exons. Bases 57 to 1070 code for a protein of 337 amino acids.
UGUUCGUUUGCCCCUAUACACAUCUCUGAAUCCAACAUCUUUAUCCAGCACCUCCCAUGUUCUAUGUCAUUGGUCUCGGUCUCUCUGAUGAGAAGGAUAUUACCGUCAAGGGCCUCGAGGCCGUAAAAAACUCUGCACGAGUCUAUCUGGAGUCGUACACUUCCAUCUUGAUGGUCGAGAAGGAAAAACUUGAAGCGUUCUAUGAGCGACCGGUCAUCACUGCCACGAGGGAGAUGGUUGAGCUCGAGGCGGACGAUAUUUUGAAAGAUGCGGACAAGGUGGAUAUCUCGUUCUUGGUCGUUGGUGAUCCUCUCGGAGCUACCACCCACAGCGACCUCCUUCUCCGUGCCCAGUCGCGCAACAUCCCUACUUCCAUCAUCCACAACGCCUCCAUCCUCACCGCCCUCGGUUCUACCGGUCUGCAAAUGUACUCCUUCGGCCAAACGCUUUCUUUACCAUUCUACACUGAAACAUGGAGGCCGGAUAGUUGGUACCCCCGAUUGGAAGAGAAUUUGAGGUUGGGCGUCCAUACUUUGGUGUUGUUGGAUAUCAAGGUUAGGGAGCAGAGUGAGGAGAAUAUGGCGAGGGGCCGUUUGAUUUACGAGCCUCCGAGGUUCAUGAACCCAGCCCAGGCGUUCAACCAAAUGCUGCUUACCGAAUCCAUUCGCCAUCCCGCUCCCAGACAUCCAUCCCAAUCCCAAUCCACCGACCAAACCCAAAAACCCUCCCAACUUCCCUCCUCUUCCCACUCUGAUUCCGAAGAAGAAGAAGAAGAAGCAGAACGCGUAGAUCCUUAUCCCAGCUUGAUGCCCCCAUCUCAAACCCUCGCCAUCUCUCUCUCCCGCGUCGGCACCCCUUCCCAACGCCUCAUCUCUGGUACACUCUCUGAACUCGCGGCUCUGGAUGAAGAAGAAUUUGGAGGGCCCUUACAUUCAGUGGUGAUUGUGGGUAAGAGGCUGCACCCGUUAGAGUUGGAGUAUGCGGGCAAGUUUGCGGUAGGUGGGGAGCAAGGGGACUGGUGGAAGGUUGGGAAAGAGGUCUAUGGUGUAGAGAGGGAGACUUUUUACUAAGAAAACUCCUGGACGGAGCCGUCUGGGAAAUUGAAUGGAUCUUAUUUAGACUGCCUAUAUGCUCCAUAGUCCAGGAUAUGCAUAUGCCAGUUUGCCAAC